AACAAAAAAUGCUAAACAAAAUGAGUCCUUUAGCAAUUUUCUCACUUCUCUUUUUCUUCCUUUUCCACUUAUCAUCAGCAGCAAAUACUAUGUACAAUGUCAAAAACUUUGGAGCAAAAUCCAAUGGAAAAACUGAUUCAUCAAAAGCAUUUCUAAGUGCAUGGGCUGCAGCCUGUGCAUCUACUAGCGCAGCCACUAUUUACGUGCCACGUGGAAGUUACUUGCUUCGCACUGCAUACUUCUAUGGCCAAACAUGCAAGAGCAAGGCUAUUACUAUACGUAUUGAUGGCACUCUCUUAGCUCCCUCUGAUUAUAAUGUAAUUGGAAAUGCUGGAAAUUGGAUCAAAUUCGAAAAAGUUAACGGAGUUUCCAUCUAUGGUGGAACCUUUGAUGGUCAAGGUGAUGGCCUUUGGGCUUGCAAAAACUCCGGCAAGAAUUGUCCCGAAGGCACCACGGCAUUGGCCUUUUACAACUCAAACAACAUCAUAAUCAAUGGAGUAAUAGCACAAAAUAGCCAAAUGUUUCACAUUUUGAUAGAUGGAUGCAAAAACGUGAAACUACAAGGAGUAAAGGUCUCAGCUCCAGGAAACAGCCCUAACACCGACGGAAUUCACGUGCAAUUAUCGACAGGAGUUAGCAUUAUGAACUCUCAUAUUGGUACUGGAGAUGAUUGUAUCUCAAUUGGCCCUGGAAAUUCUAACUUAUGGAUGGAAGGCAUUGCUUGUGGCCCUGGUCAUGGAAUCAGCAUUGGAAGCUUAGGUUGGAAAUUACAAGAGCCAGGAGUCCAAAAUGUGACAAUAAAGAGUGUUACCUUCACUGGAACAGAGAAUGGUGUGAUAGUGAAAACUUGGGCAAGGCCUAGCAAUGGAUUUGUUAAAGGUGUUCUAUUUCAACAUAUAGUUAUGACUGAUGUUCAAAAUCCUAUUAUCAUAGACCAAAAUUACUGCCCUAAUCAUGAAAGUUGUCCUCAUCAGGGAUCAGGCGUGAAGAUAAGUGAUGUAACGUAUCAAGACAUACAUGGAACAUCGGCUACAGAAGUUGGAGUGAAAUUUGAUUGUAGCAAAGUGAAUCCAUGUAGUGGAAUAACACUUGAAAAUGUGAAUCUAAGUUACAAAGAUCGUACAGCUGAAGCUUCAUGUGUUAAUGUUGGAGGAAGAGUUUCUGGUUCAGAAGCACCUAGAAGUUGUUUAUAAAUAAGAAUAAAAAUGCAUAAAAUAUAUAUUUGUAUAAUAUCAUACUGCAUACUUAACAAGCUGAAAGUUGUAAUUACGUCUGCAGAACGAAGCUAGACACUUUAUACAAAUGUUAAAAUGUACUUAGAAAUAGAGAUGAAUGAUAAUGUAUUUUAAUUAAUAGUGUUGUUACAUUAUAUUU
This is a messenger RNA of Nicotiana attenuata, 1374 nucleotides long. Its product is annotated as polygalacturonase-like. The record is from RefSeq and is a predicted model, not a curated record. The coding region runs from base 9 to 1193 and encodes 394 amino acids. Gene Ontology annotation, molecular function: polygalacturonase activity. Gene Ontology annotation, biological process: carbohydrate metabolic process. The transcript has 4 exons. Lineage: Eukaryota; Viridiplantae; Streptophyta; Magnoliopsida; Solanales; Solanaceae.